Molecule: messenger RNA, 1347 nt
Organism: Hibiscus syriacus
Lineage: Eukaryota; Viridiplantae; Streptophyta; Magnoliopsida; Malvales; Malvaceae
Product: protein DETOXIFICATION 19-like
Exons: 7
Coding region: 1-1347 (448 amino acids)
Biological process (GO): xenobiotic detoxification by transmembrane export across the plasma membrane
Cellular component (GO): membrane
Molecular function (GO): antiporter activity; xenobiotic transmembrane transporter activity
Source: RefSeq, a predicted model, not a curated record
AUGGGGUGUUUCUGGAAAAGAGUUAUGGAUUUGGGGGAGGCUAAGACUCAAAUCUUGUUUGCAGUGCCAAUGGUGUUAUCCAAUGUUUUUUACUACUUAAUUACUAUGGUUUCUGUCAUGUUUUCUGGCCACCUCGGUGAGGUCGAGCUUGCUGCUUCAACUCUUGCCAAUUCAUGGGCCACUGUCACUGGUUUUGCUUUCAUGACUGGUUUAAGUGGAGCGUUGGAGACCCUUUGUGGUCAAGGAUUUGGUGCAAGGAUGUACAAAAUGCUGGGGAUUUACCUCCAAGCAUCCUGUAUUAUAUCCUUCUUUUUCUCCAUCAUCAUAUCGAUUCUAUGGUUCUUCACCGAGCCGAUCCUUGUUUUGCUUCAUCAAGACCCUGAAAUAUCAAGAAUGGCUGCUCGUUACAUUAAGUAUUUGAUUCCUGGUUUGUUUGCUUAUGGUUUUCUGCAAAACAUUCUGAGGUUUCUUCAGACACAGAGCAUUGUUGUACCCUUGAUCGUAUUCUCUGUCAUUCCGUUGGGUAUUCAUUUCGGGAUUGUUUAUGGUUUGGUAAACAAGACAGUUCUUGGUUUCAUAGGUUCUGCCCUCGCUGCAUCGAUUUCGAUAUGGAUAUCGUUUCUUUCGUUAGCUAUAUAUGUCGUUUUGGCCAACAGAUUUAAGAACACAUGGAAUGGAUUGUCUUCUGAUUCAUUUCGUUACAUCAAACAAUAUUUCAAAUUAGCCCUUCCUUCUUCAGCAAUGGUUUGUUUAGAGUGCUGGGCUUUUGAGAUACUUGUGUUCUUGGCUGGUUUGAUGCCAAACCCAGAAAUUACAACUUCGUUGAUUGCAAUAUGUGUGAAUACCGAAUACAUUGCCUACAUGAUCACAUAUGGCCUUAGUGCUGCAGCAAGCACAAGAGUGUCGAAUGAAUUGGGAGGUGGAAAUCCGAACAAGGCAAAACAUGCCAUGGCAGUGGCUCUGAAGCUGUCGAUCCUUCUUGUGCUUGCAGUGGUUCUCACGUUAGCCUUUGGACACAAUAUCUGGGCUGGUUUCUUCAGCGAUAGUGAUUCAAUAAUCAAGAAAUUUGCAAAGAUGACGCCCUCGCUGCUCGUCUCAAUAGCCAUCGAUGCCAUUCAAGGUGUCUUGUCAGGGGUUGUAAGAGGGUGUGGUUGGCAAAAGAUGAUUGUAUUAGCUAACUUGGGGACAUUCUACCUUAUUGGCAUGCCCAUUACGAUUCUCCUCGGAUUCAAGUUUAAAUUCUAUGCUGAGGGCUUAUGGAUAGGGUUAAUAUGUGGUCUAUCCUGUCAAACCUGUAUUCUUAUGCUGGUUACAUUUUAUAGGAAAUGGACAAAAUUUGAUCUUUAG